This is a messenger RNA of Rotaria sp. Silwood1, 423 nucleotides long. Lineage: Eukaryota; Metazoa; Rotifera; Eurotatoria; Philodinida; Philodinidae. The record is from the annotation of a GenBank genome assembly.
AUGAAAGAAAAAAGUGCAAAACAACAAUUAUUUAAUAUAACAGAAGAUACAUUAGGUGGACAACUGAAAUUUGGUCUUGCAAAAUAUCUUGCUUUAGAAUUUACUAAAGUAAAACAUUUUGUUAAUUGUAUUGAUCACAUAAGAUUUCUUUCAUGGUUAAUGAUCGGUUCGUUAAAACAUGCAGCUAUAACACGCAAUAAAGGUAGAAUAAUAUGUCAUCGAAUAUCAGUUGUUGCAAGUCAAUUAAUAAUUGAUUAUAUUUUAUAUAUUUUUACUAGUUUUGCUAAUCAAUCAAAAACAUCAGUUAUUCAUUUGUCUUUAUUAUUUCAUUCAUUUAUUCUUUGUCAAUUAUGGACAAUGUAUUGUGAACAAGUUAAUUAUGGAUAUGAUCGUGAAUCAUUUGUUGAAAUUAUGAAUUUUUGA